CGUCUUCUCUCUCUGUCCGAUCAUCUCACCUUCUCUUUCUUUGUCUGAGCAUCAUCAUCAUUGUCCUCAUCAUCAGAAGACACCAUGGCAACCGUGGAUGGUUUUCCUGCCAGUUUCUAUGGUGAGCCGGGGGUGUUGGGCAUGUUAUCCAAUGGGAUCAGUGCGUUCCUGGUUCUACUGCAGAACUUUAACACCGCUAGAACCGGAGUACCGGCGCAGGGGGUGGAAAACAUUCUGGCAGGUGUUCACCUGAUUCUGAUAGGUGGUGUGUGUCAGCUGAUCGCCGGCCUCCUGUCGUUCCGCAAAUACGACCACCUAAGCAGCACUGCCUUCAUCGGCUACGCAGCACUCUGGGGGAGCUAUGGCGCCACACGCAUCUUCCAGGGUGCCUCACAACCAAUCACAAACAACUUGACCCUGUCACAUGACCUGAUGAGCAACAUGACAAUGCACACUUCCCUCAUAACCAACCUAUCCCUGUCAGCGGAACUCAUCAACGGCACCUCACGGAGCCCUGAUUGGCUGUUCUUCCUGCACAUUCCCCAGACUGCCAUCGCGGGAUUGGUCCCGUACAUCCUCCUCUCCUUCCUAUUGGCCUUCUGCUCGGCCACGGUAAACGUCAUCAUGCCCUUUGUGUUCGGCGCCAUCACUCUGACGCUGCUGUUUGAGGCCGUGGUAUUGGGAGUGUCCUCCGCCUGGCCGCUAAUCGUCUCCGGUAUUCUAGAACUCCUCAUCCUUCUUUUCGCCAUGUACGGCAGCGCAGCCCUGCUGGUGAAAGGCCUGGCACAGCGCUACGUCUUGAAGGGAUUUGGCAACCCCCUGUUUAAUGUGCUCCUACUGGGAACCAAUCAAACUCCCAAGGCCAGCGCUCAGAGCCUGGGACAGGAGAAGAAGAAGAACACAAAGUACGCUGAACCCCAAGCGCUCUGCUUUUUUUGUGACACCGUGUCUCCAUUCAUCCUGUUGUUCUACAGCUUCAGCUACGUCACGUCCUUUUCCCUGGGGGCCGUGUGGGUGUCCAUAAUCUCUGCUGCUCAGCUCCUCUCCAGCUACUACGCUCACCUGCGGCAUGAUGGCUACCUGGCCAUCAAGGCUGGGCUACAUGCCACCUACUGGCUGACCAAGGCGUGGGAGGAGUUUGUGUUGUCACCCCUGAUCAUGUCGGAGCCGAAGGUAGAGGUGGCUGCUGGGAGACAGGCAAUGGUUGGUGAUUGGUUCUUUGUGACGGCAGCGCUGCUCCUUUUAGUGGUUAGUCUCAGUAAUGACGCCCUGGAGGUGGCCCACAAUGCAUUGUUCCUGCUGCUGUCCGUGUCCACGGUCCCCCAGAUCCCCCUCCAGGGGUACUACAUGUUCUUCGGGGUGUCCUGCUCCCUGUUUGCCGCCGCCUCUCUUUACGGGACGUUCUGCCGCCUCAUCAACUCCAUUGCUGAGAAGAUUCUGAUCCCAGUGGGUCCUCAGCUCGUCUCUUCUGACCGCCUCCGCUCCGUCCUGUACUGCUGCUCUUCCCCGGCGCUGUCAUUAUCACCACCGACAAUUCAGAUCACUGACACUCUAUUCUACCUGACCAACGGGGUGGCAGCUCUCUCGGCACUCCACUCUGCUUCGUCCAGUCAGAGUGGGGUGUUCCUGCGGCUGAGCGUUCCGUGGGUGCUGGUGUCAGGAGCGUUGGUACAGGGGUUGGUCAGCAGACUGCAGGUCAGGGGAGGACAGAGAUUUGGGUCUGUCAUCCCAUCCUUCUACAUGGUUGUCUGGGCUACAUGGACAUGGUACCGCUUCGCAGGCCUCAUGCUACAGAUCUCUCCAGCAGGGUCCUUAGGGUUCACAGCUGGAACCAUCGCUUUCCUGGUCAUCAACGCUUUCCUCAUGCUCAUCGCUGCAUAUGGGAACCUGGUCCUCUUGUCUCUGACCACAGUCAUGGAGGUGGUCCUGGUCUGUUUCCUCCUGUCCACCCUCCAACAGCUCCCCUACCAGUUGGAGAUUGCUAUGCUAGCUGUGUUCUCUAUCAUCUGUGUGUAUGGAGCCCUGGCAUCGCUGGUCAACUCUACCUUCUCUCAGAGUCUGCUGCCCCUCGGCCCGCCAUUGUUCAAGGAUGUGAAGCAGCGGAAAGCGUUGUCGCCUGACUCGCCCUGUCCCGUAGCAGACUCCAGGCUGACUAGUGGACUCCUGAAAAUCAACAGACUGCUAGACAACGGGGGGGUCUGUGGAAUCCCCACCGACACUGUCUACGCCCUGGCUGCCUCCUGCAAGAACCCUCACGCCAUCGAGAGCAUCUACAACAUCAAGGACCGCCCAGCAGAGAAGCCGAUCUGUAUCUGUAUUUCCAGUGUGGAGCAGCUGGUGGCUGCCAAGCCCCCCUUCAGUCCUCUACUCUGGGAGUUCAUGAGGAACGUCUACCCUGGAGGAAUCAGCUGCAUCGUCUGCAAGGGAGAUUGGCUACUCAGACUGGGUGUGGGUCCAGCCUACGACCGCGUGGGGACCAAGGACAGCAUUAUGAUCCGAGUCCCUGACCACACCGUCACCGGACACCUGUGUGACAUCACCGGCCCACUCGCCAUCACCUCAGCCAAUCCCAGCGGAGAACCUGACAGCACGCACCACGACAUGGUCAUCAGUCGUCUGGGCCAUAAGAUCCAGGGUGUUUUGUGUGACGGGGAUUCCAACGAGGUCGUAGCCUCCACAGUGGUCAACUGCCUCAAGAUAGAUGAAGGUACAAUUAGCAUCGUGAGGGAGGGCUGUGUCCCGGCUAUCAAGGUUCGACAGAUCUUUGAGAGGGUGAAGAGCAGUAUGCUAUGAAGAGGACCUUCCCACUCUAUCCUCUCCUACAUUCUCGCUUCCAUCCACCUCUCCUUCCCCCAUUCCCUCCUUCCCCCAUUCCCUCCAUCCUAUGUUGACCAAUGAUGAUGCUCAGAUCAGAUACUGGACCCACACAUCUCAGGCCAAUGAAGAGUGCUCUCUUGAAGAUAACUGAAGAUUAAAUGUGAAGAGUGUAAAAAUGUGGCAUAAUUGUUGUAAUGUUGGGCUAACUGAAUGCUAAUCAAUUCGUUGUGAUGAGAAGACUGUAGUGAAAGCCAAAUGCAAUCUUUGCUGACCUUAUUGUUAUAAUAAAUGUUUUCAUCGGGGAAAUUACCUAUUUAUUCAGUAUAUUUGUUGUAGUUUUAGAGGUACGAUACAGAUGUUGUGAAUUCUAGAUUGAUGUUAGAUUUUUGUUCUGUAAUAACGUGCUACCAGAAAACUCUAGGUUAGAAACACCAUAAUAUCUUGACGUUGAAUUAAGUCUAAAAUUAGCAUUUAUUAAGGACUAUGUACUGUGGAUGAAUGUGUGAUGCUUCUGGGGAGAAAUGAAGGAUGAUUUAUUGUAAUGGUGUGGUAAGAUUUAUAUGGGAGAUUUACACACGCCAAACAGCACACAUGCAACAUUUACAUUUCUAUCAUUUGUCCUGACAAUGUGUUGCAAUGGUUAUAUGUGUAUAUGUAUGUUAUUGUUUAAAUCUAUUUCACAUUAAAACUCAACUAAACUAA
This is a messenger RNA of Oncorhynchus mykiss (rainbow trout), 3519 nucleotides long. RefSeq lists its product as uncharacterized. The record is from RefSeq and is a predicted model, not a curated record. Gene Ontology annotation, biological process: regulation of translational fidelity. Lineage: Eukaryota; Metazoa; Chordata; Actinopteri; Salmoniformes; Salmonidae. Gene Ontology annotation, cellular component: cytoplasm; membrane. Gene Ontology annotation, molecular function: nucleotidyltransferase activity; double-stranded RNA binding; tRNA binding.